AUGGAUUCCGAUGAAGACGUUUAUAUGGUAGAAAGUGAUUCCGAUGACGGUUACCCAGAAGAUGAGAUUCUCAGUUUUGAAGAUUUGGAAAGCGAGAUGAAGGCAUCAAUAUCAGAAAUUCAAGAUGUCAUUGAGGGAAGCACGGAUAUAUGUCGUCUGCUCCUUCAAAAAUACAAAUGGAAUAAAGAUUUCAUGUUGGAUCGAUUUUAUGAAAGCCCGGAUACUCUUGCUUUUCUGAUUGAUGCUAAUAUUGUUCCGAAACAAUCUGCAGUGUUUUCCAAAGGAGAUGUCGAAUGUCAGAUUUGUUGUAUGGAUGGUGACUUAUCUGGUCUCGCAUGUAAUCAUCUAGCAUGUGAUGAUUGUUGGAAAGCAUAUUUGACCGAAAAAAUCAAAGAAAAGCAGAGUGAAAUUGAAUGUAUGACAUCGAACUGCAAGUUGCUAAUGAAAGACGAACAAGUGAAAAAGUAUCUUGCCGACUCUGCUGCUAUCGCUUCAUUCCGAAAAAUUCUAGUCAAUAGCUAUGUGAAAGUCAACAGUUCUCUUCGUUGGUGUCCAGCAGAGAAUUGUGAAAAGGCCGUGAAGGUUCAUCAACCUUCGGAAUCCCGCCUCCUUAUUUGUUCAUGUGGAACCCGCUUCUGUUUCACUUGUGGCAACGAAGGCCACGAACCAAUAGAUUGUUGCUAUCUUAAAUUAUGGUUGAAAAGAUGUAUGGAUGACAGUGAGACAUUUAAUUGGAUCAAUGCCAACACAAAAGAUUGCCCGAAAUGUUCGGCUCCAAUUGAAAAGAAUGGUGGAUGCAAUUACAUGAGAUGCGAGAAUACCCGAUGCCGUUAUGAGUUCUGUUGGAUGUGCUUCGGAUCAUGGAAGAACGAAGGAGCACACAGUUGUAACACAUUCAAAGAGAAAAAAACAGAAAAUUCCUCUCGCGAUAAAUCUAGAGUUAGUCUAGAAAGAUAUCUCUUCUACUACAAUCGAUAUGCGGGUCAUCGAAAAAGUUUGGAAUUGGAGGAGAAGCUCAAAGAACGAGUAGAGCUCAAGAUGAAUGAAAUGCAGAAACAAUCAAUGACAUGGGUGGAAGUUCAGUUCUUGCCCAAAGCUGUAGAAGUACUAUCCGAAUGCCGUCAUACACUCAUGUUCACCUAUGCAUUCGCAUUCUAUCUCAAAAAGAAUAAUAGUUCGAUAAUUUUCGAAGAAAAUCAAAAAGAUCUCGAACAAUCAACAGAGCAACUAUCCGGGUUUUUGGAACGUGAUUUAGACAACGAAGAUCUGGUGACACUGAAAGUGAAGGUGCAAGAUAAAUAUCGUUACGUUGAGCAACGUCGAAAGGCUCUGUUGGAUCAUUGCGCAGAAGGGAAGGAACAGAACGUUUGGGUUUUCAACGAGUAA
This is a messenger RNA of Caenorhabditis remanei, 1386 nucleotides long. RefSeq lists its product as uncharacterized. The record is from RefSeq and is a predicted model, not a curated record. Gene Ontology annotation, molecular function: ubiquitin conjugating enzyme binding; ubiquitin protein ligase activity; nucleic acid binding. Lineage: Eukaryota; Metazoa; Nematoda; Chromadorea; Rhabditida; Rhabditidae. Gene Ontology annotation, biological process: positive regulation of proteasomal ubiquitin-dependent protein catabolic process; ubiquitin-dependent protein catabolic process; protein polyubiquitination. The transcript has 4 exons. Gene Ontology annotation, cellular component: cytoplasm; ubiquitin ligase complex; nucleus. Bases 1 to 1386 code for a protein of 461 amino acids.